CCAAGGCUGCCGGGCAGUUUGAAUUUUAGUUCUGUAAGCAACGUUUAGGGUUCAGCGUUUUGGCAGUAGUCCGGUGCAUUCACUCCCCAGCCGCAGCGAAGCGUCUUUGCUACCAGAUCCCUCGAGGUCCCUGUCCCCGAAGCCGCCGGAGGCAUCGCUUAGCAGCUGCUUGGAGGAUGGCCUCAGAUCUAGAAGAGCUAUGCUCUUACGUUAAUGAGAAGAUUGACAAUAUUAAGAAAAUUCUGUCGAUAAGAAAUCUCGGCCAAGAACCUGCCUUGAAGACCACCUUAAGUAAAGUAGGAGAUGAGAUCAUUACAAUAAAUGAACUUCUAAAUAAAUUUGAAUUGGAAAUUCAGUAUCAAGAACAAACCAACAGGUCACUUAAGGAGCUCUGUGACUCUCUUGAAGGCGAUUUCAAAGCUGUGGAGCAUCUCAGAGAACACAUUCCUUCCUAUCUGCCUCAGGUGACAGCCGCCGAGAGCUUGACUAACAGAGCUGAUCCGGAUCCUAGAGAGCCAGUUAGCGCUGAGAAACCUGUCCCGGCAAAGAAGCCUCCCAAAGAACAGAGAGUAAUUAAGGAAAUGCAGUUUGUAACGACUGAUGAAUUCAGUGGUGUUCCUGCGUACAUGAAAUCCCGUUUGACAUAUUGUCAAAUUAAUGAUGUUAUUAAAGAAAUUAAUAAGGCAGUGGUUAGUAAAUACAAGAUUAUGCAUCAACCAAAAGCAUCUAUGACUUCCGUGAAGAGAAAUCACUACCAAAGAUUUAUUAAUGAAGAAACGAAGGACACAAAAGGUCGUUAUUUCUUCGUGGAAGCUGACCUAAAGGACUUCACGAGUUUGAAAACUGACAAGAGGCUGUACGCGAUCUUGAACAUCUUGCGGCAUUGCCAGAGACUAUCAGAGGUUCGAGGAGGAGGACUCACCCGCUAUGUCCUAACCUGAGGCUUUUGCAGGCUCGGGACUGAGUGGCAGUAGGGUAUAGAGAAUAGUCUUGACAUUUCAUGUGUAAUGUCUUUAAGCUUCCAUUUUCUGGUCUUGUUUCUUACGGAAACAAAAAUUUAUUUGAAUAAAGCUUAUGUAUUUUCAAAGUC
This is a messenger RNA of Microtus oregoni (creeping vole), 1090 nucleotides long. It is a transcript of the gene Ska1, whose product is annotated as spindle and kinetochore associated complex subunit 1. Gene Ontology annotation, molecular function: microtubule binding. Lineage: Eukaryota; Metazoa; Chordata; Mammalia; Rodentia; Cricetidae. Gene Ontology annotation, biological process: cell division; chromosome segregation; mitotic cell cycle. The record is from RefSeq and is a predicted model, not a curated record. Gene Ontology annotation, cellular component: spindle microtubule; mitotic spindle; outer kinetochore. The transcript has 7 exons. Bases 177 to 941 code for a protein of 254 amino acids.